UCCAAAAUUCAAACUUCUAGAAAACAAGAAAAAAGCAAAAAAAGAAGAAGAUCCCCAAACGAUAGAGGGAAAUCCUUUCCAAUGCAAAUAGACAAUCUUCAAGAACUUCUCCACCACUCUCCUCCCCAAAAUGCCCCCAAUCCAACCCCAAAACCCCCUCCAACUCCCCACCUUGAAAUGCACUCUAGGCUGUCCGAUCCUGGACCGCCUCCUCGACGGUGGGAUCCCCACCAAUUCCAUCACCGAGCUCGUCUCCGAAGCCGGCUGCGGCAAGACCCAGCUCUCCCUUCAGCUCCUCCUCUGCGCCCAGCUCCCACUCUCCCGAGGCGGCCUCUCCGCCUCCUCUCUAUACAUCCACACCGAAUUCCCAUUCCCCUUCCGUCGCCUUCACCAGCUCUCACUCUCCUUCCGAUCACCUGACGAUUCAUCAGACCCAUGUGAUCGAAUCUUCGUCCACGCCGCCCACUCUGCCGACGACCUCCUUGCUCUCUUAGACCGUGUCGAUGCGCUCCUCUCCAACCUGCAUUCCCCACUACCACCCGUCAAGCUGAUCGUGAUUGACUCGAUCGCUGCGCUCUUCCGGUCUGAAUUUGAGAACUGCCCAAGUGAUCUGAAACGGAGGUCGUCUCUGUUUUUUAGGAUCGCUGGGAAGCUGAAGGUGCAGGCGGAGAGGUUCGGGCUUGCGGUCGUCGUGACAAACCAGGUCAUGGAUUUGGUAGGCGGGGAUGAGGUGAAUGGAUUGAAGGUUGGGAAUUUUUUGGAGCUUUAUUCAUCUGGGAGGCGGGUUUGUCCAGCUCUUGGGAUUUCAUGGGCGAAUUGUGUGAAUUCGAGGGUGUUCUUGUCGAGGAGUGAUGAGGUUUGGAAUGCGGACUCUGGUUCGGAGAAUCAGGAAGAAUUGGGUGGUUGUGUUCGGACAAGGAGGAGAAUGCAGGUUGUUUUUGCACCCCAUUUACCAGAAUCGUCUUGUGAGUUUGUGAUUGUGAGAGAAGGGGUGUUUGGGGUGGGUUGAUUGCAUUGUUGGGAGAUUUGGAGUUUGCAUUUCUGUAUUUAAAUGGGGUUGAAAAAAGAAGAAAUGGCUGUAGAAAAUUGAAGCAUGUGAGUUUGAUCAUUCCAAGUUUUGCCUACAUUGGGUUUUUCGGUUUGGUUUUUCAACUUCAGCGAUUCGUCAACACGAAAUCAUUGGAGGCAAUUCUGUUCAGAGAAUUUCCUUUUCUUUCUUUAAAAUGCUCAGUAUCUGUAAAUAUUGUAGAAUGGUAAGCAAAAUUUUGGUUUUUUGUAGCUGUUCCAGUGAGCAAUUUUUUUUAAUUUUUUUUUCUGACUAUGAUUUUGAUUGGAUCAGGAAGGGAUGAAUAACAUGUCCAUCGAUCUUGUCCAUGGAUGGCCCACCAGUGAAAAGGUCUCACUGGAUAAACCAAUCUGUUCUUGCCAUCAUUUUUUCCUAUCAAAUUUUGA
This is a messenger RNA of Magnolia sinica, 1452 nucleotides long. Its product is annotated as DNA repair protein XRCC3 homolog. The coding region runs from base 131 to 1009 and encodes 292 amino acids. Gene Ontology annotation, biological process: telomere maintenance via recombination; t-circle formation; resolution of mitotic recombination intermediates. Gene Ontology annotation, molecular function: ATP-dependent DNA damage sensor activity; ATP binding; four-way junction DNA binding. Lineage: Eukaryota; Viridiplantae; Streptophyta; Magnoliopsida; Magnoliales; Magnoliaceae. Gene Ontology annotation, cellular component: Rad51C-XRCC3 complex; replication fork. The record is from RefSeq and is a predicted model, not a curated record. The transcript has a single exon.